Postia placenta MAD-698-R-SB12 is the source of this 1316-nucleotide messenger RNA. RefSeq lists its product as hypothetical. Lineage: Eukaryota; Fungi; Basidiomycota; Agaricomycetes; Polyporales; Adustoporiaceae. The record is from RefSeq and is a predicted model, not a curated record. The coding region runs from base 60 to 1160 and encodes 366 amino acids. Gene Ontology annotation, molecular function: dioxygenase activity. The transcript is spliced from 7 exons.
AUAAGGUCUGGGGUGCACAGUGUGAAUUUCUUGUUGCCACCUGGUCCGUAUAGUCAAGGAUGGCUUUCAGGAAUAUCUCAAACUGCGGUCGUUGGGGACGGUUGGGUCAUGCAUUGAAACGUUCACAGACGCGCUCACUUGCGACGUUGGCCGAGGACGUGAAGUCCGACGCGGCUUUCAGUAUCCCCUUGAUCGACUUCAGCAAAUUCCGCACGGCAGCCUCUCAAGCAGAGAAGCGCCGCACUGCAGAUGAUAUUGUUAGAGGUUUCAAGGAAGUCGGGUUCAUCUACCUCAACAAGCAUGGUAUCUCCGAUGACACUGUUCAGCAUACAUUCAAGAAGAGCGCCGAGUUCUUCCGUCUGCCGAUGGAGGCCAAGUCCCAGCUGGCAUGGGAGGACCCCCGUGCAAACCGUGGUUACGUGCAGAUUGGGCGCGAGCGCGUCACCCAGUCCGCCGACGCGAACGAGAUCGCCGCGCUGCGCGCCAAGGCGCCCGACUUCAAGGAAUCCAUGGAGAUUGGGCGUGACUGGGACGCGACCUGGAAGAACCGCUGGCCGCAGGAGGGCGCCGCUCCCGGCUUCCGCGAGACGAUGCUGCAGUUCUUCCAGACGUGCCACGACCUGCACACUCUCGUCAUGCGCGCGAUCGCGAUCGGGCUCGACCUCGACGAGAUGUUCUUUGAGGACAAGAUUCACGAGCAGUACCAUAACCUGCGCCUGCUGAACUACCCGCCCAUCCGGAGACAGCUCCUCCAGCAAGAGGGACAGGCUCGGGCGGGCGCACACUCAGAUUACGGCACGCUAACCUUGCUCUUCCAAGACUCUGUCGGUGGACUCGAAGUCCAGAACCCUCACACGAAGCAAUUCCAGCCCGCUCCUCCGAUCCCUGGCACCAUUGUCAUCAACGCCGGCGACCUGCUCGCGCGGUGGAGUAACGACGUCCUACGCUCGACGCUGCAUCGUGUGGUCGCGCCCCCUGCGAAGCAGGUUAGCGCGACGGAGAGCAUCACCCCUGCGCGGCAGUCCAUUGCGUUCUUCUGCAACCCGAAUGCGGGCGCGCACAUCGCCUGUCUCCCGACGUGCGCAGGGAAGGAGGCCAAGUAUGCUCCUGUGACGACUGAGGAGUAUAUCGUAGGCCGUCUUUCUGCCACGUACAGUUGAGCUGUUCGGCAGUGAUACCAUCCGGGAUUGAAGGGGGCACAGUGGAGGGCUUGGUUUCAUAACCAGACUGAGUGUAUGGCUGCUGUAUACAUUUGGGAAUGUUUCACGAUGUGCUUCUUUUGGCAAAAGAAAUGUAAUUCUUGGUUUGGGCCUCUU